AAUUAGAGAUACAAGAAGGACGUAUUGAGGAAAACUACAACGAACUGACAUUAGCUGUAGUUAAACAUGGAGAGGAUUGGCACAGACAUGUGGAUAAUGCCGUCAACAAUCGCAAAUCUGAAAUUGAAGAAAACAAGAAAAAACAUAUAUCUGCCCUUAACAAACACAAAGUUGAAACGGAACAAAAACGGGCGAAUGUUAAAACAAGUAUUUCCGAAAUGAAUGCAAUACUUAAUUCUGGUAAUAUGUCCCUUGUGUCUGGUUAUAAAGGGGAAACAAAUGACUUGAAGAAAAUGCCUCCGCAUAUAAGAAUUACGAAACCACAAUUUACAGCAGGAGAAAUAGAUGACGAAAAGCUUUCGCUGUCAUUUGGAAACAUUUCUCCAGUAACUAUAUCCUUUGAAGAUGCAGAAGACAUUACUUUGACGACGGAAGAAGGUACCUCCUUGCUUAUCGAUGUAACUGAGGAGAAGCCAAAAAAUCCGCCACAAGUUAUAACGCUUACUGAGGACUCAAGAUUCAAGAUAUUUAUUGUAUUAAGUAUUGCAGGCCACCGGCCCAAAGUACAAUCAUGUUUUACAAUGUAG
This is a messenger RNA of Saccostrea cuccullata (small rock oyster), 587 nucleotides long. RefSeq lists its product as uncharacterized. Lineage: Eukaryota; Metazoa; Mollusca; Bivalvia; Ostreida; Ostreidae. The annotation marks the transcript as partial. The record is from RefSeq and is a predicted model, not a curated record. The transcript has a single exon.